Messenger RNA from Coprinopsis cinerea okayama7#130, 2100 nucleotides. RefSeq lists its product as hypothetical. Gene Ontology annotation, molecular function: sequence-specific DNA binding; zinc ion binding. The record is from RefSeq and is a predicted model, not a curated record. The transcript is spliced from 5 exons. The coding region runs from base 1 to 2100 and encodes 699 amino acids. NCBI's taxonomy places the organism in Eukaryota, Fungi, Basidiomycota, Agaricomycetes, Agaricales, Psathyrellaceae. Gene Ontology annotation, biological process: regulation of DNA-templated transcription.
AUGUUCGCGAAUGCGCCUCGUCGUUGGCCGCCCGUCGUGAAUCCCCCCGCGCCCCGUCGCACAGACUGGUCGCUCUUGUCUUCCGACCUUCAGUUUAUUUAUCUCGACCCCGUGCUGGCACACCAUCUUGACACGGAGGCGGACCUUCUCGUCGGAAAAUCGCUUUUAGCGUUUGUCCACCCAGAGGAACAACAGACAGCGAAGCAGGACCUUGGCAGCGUUCUCGAGAGCAAGACUCUGCAUGGCUCCGUCACCCGUGUACGCUUUCUUCGCCUCUCUGGCGUUCGAAGGAAACUCGGAUACGCCGGCUCGCCAGUGUCCUGGUCAGAGGCUGACAGAAUCGCCUUGGACAACGACUACAUGGCGGUGGAUAUAGUCAUCAACUGGGCAGCUGAAGGCCUCGUGCUUUGCUUCAUUCACGCGUCGAUGGACCUAUCUCCGAACGAUAAUGAUGAAGUUCACAAGACGGAGUGGUCGAAUUGGUGCGAAACGCCUAUGAUGGCCAAUGACCAGAUCGACUUGCUUUUGAGCCGGCUACUUGUUUGCAUUCCUCAGACGGGCAACAUGAAUAGGGUCUUCCAAAUCCUUGCAAACCAACCCGACAAGCAUCUGUUAUUAAGCUGGCCCCCGGGACCGUCCCAGUCUUCAGAAGCAACGAGUCUCGACUUUGCCAAACUCGUGGAGACCGUCAGCAUGGACAUGGGUGUUCCCGGUGCAAGCGAUGCUAAAACGAGUUGUACACGCAGGUAUAAAGCAUUGCACAACACGCCCAUAUUUGGAGGGGAGGUCGAAAGGUGCAUCAUCUUUGCUUGUCAUAAAGUCAACCCUUGCUCUCGAAACACCACGAAUCCGACCGCAGCCAUGAAUCAACUAGCUUUCGCUGCCCCUGCAUAUAAUCCCCAGCCAGUCUCGUCGUAUUACGACCAGUCCAGUCCCUACCCUGUUCCACCUUUGUCCAGCCAGGAUAACUACGCCAAAGCCUACAUGUCGCAAGCUGGCCAGGGAACACAAGCCCCUUAUCCUCCCCCUCAGCGAUGGUCCCAGGCGAUGCCGCCUCCGAUGAACAAUAUGCGCUCCAACUCAUACAUUUCCCCCACCCAGGACCAAUCCAAUGCCGCUUGGCAGCAGGCACCCCCGCCUCAGCCGACGUAUCUGGACACAGUGUCCUCGCAGGCACCCUCUUUUAAUCGACCCCUAUCACCUUCCUACACCUAUUCCCCGACGACACCGAGCAGCGCCAAUACGUCUCCGACGUCUGACAUCGUACCUCCUCCUCGGCGACGCAUUAGUCCAACCGCAGGAAAGGAGUUCUCAGGUCCUACCCGCACCGCAAGCAAUCGGCCAGCGGGGAUCCUCAAAUGCUCGAGCUGCAAGGCCACCUCAAGCCCAGAAUGGCGGAAAGGACCCAGUGGCAAGAAGGAGCUCUGCAACGCCUGUGGAUUGCGAUAUGCCCGCUCCCGGGCCAAGAAAGAGGGUCAAGGACAAGGACAAAGGCGUCGUAAAGAUAAACCGACUAUUCUCAAACGAGAGACCGGGUCGUCUCCGGUCAAUGCGACUUCGCCCUAUGCGACCAUUCGAAGAAACUUUGCAGAUGGUGUUUUUCCGGCUGCCCCUCCUGUUUCCGGGAACGAGAUCUUUUCUCCAUCGGGCGGUCAGGUGUUAGAGAAAUUGACGCCGUCGCCGUCGCCACCUUCAUCAAACAUGCCUCCUCCAUCCGGUAUGAACUUCGUGCAUUACGCUCCGACCAGUGACAACAGGUCAUCCUAUUCGAACAAUUAUUAUCCUACGCCUUCCCCCUUGUCCAACCCCCCAUAUUCGGCACAGACUGAUGCGUCCACGAUGACCUCUACGGCUUCCAGCAACCAUAACAUCAACCAACUUCCUCCUUUGGUCCAGAUCUCCAAUUACACUGGUCGGCUUUCCCCGCUCAUUCCAUCCCCGCCUCUUAAUUCGCAGCAGCCCUCCCCUGGAGGAAUCAUUCCAGUGCCUUCUUCGGAACGCAGCAGGGAAAGGGACCGAGACUACCAUGACCUUCCCCCAACCCCGCUUUCCGCCGAGCCACGAUCGUUAAAGCGGUCAUUCCGCAACAGCAGUAGGUGA